AUGUCUAGCCUUCGAUUCCUCGACCUGGUCAAGCCCUUCGUGCCGUUCCUCCCCGAGGUUCAGCAGCCCGAGACCAAGGUUCCCUUCAACCAAAAGUUGAUGUGGACAGGUCUUACCCUCCUGAUCUUCUUGGUCAUGAGCCAGAUGCCCCUGUACGGCAUCGUCUCCUCAGACACCUCCGACCCGCUAUAUUGGCUCCGUAUGAUGAUGGCGAGUAACCGUGGAACUCUGAUGGAACUUGGUAUCACUCCCAUUGUCUCGUCCGGCAUGGUCUUCCAGCUUCUGGCUGGUACCCACCUGAUCGACGUCAACCUCGACCUCAAGUCGGACCGCGAGCUCUACCAGACCGCCCAGAAGCUGUUCGCCUUCAUCCUGUCCGCUGGUACCGCAACUGUCUACGUCUUCACUGGACUCUACGGUCCUCCCUCCGACCUUGGCGCCGGCAUCGUCGUUCUGCUGAUUCUCCAGCUCUUCAUCGCCGGUAUGAUCGUCAUCCUCCUCGAUGAGCUUCUGCAGAAGGGCUACGGUCUCGGCAGCGGUAUCUCUCUCUUCAUCGCGACCAACAUCUGCGAGUCUAUCAUGUGGAAGGCCUUUUCCCCGACCAGCAUCAACACUGGCCGUGGUCCUGAGUAUGAGGGCGCUGUCAUCGCUCUCUUCCACCUGCUCAUGACAUGGCCCAACAAGCAGCGCGCUCUGCAGGAGGCUUUCUACAGGCAGAACCUGCCCAACAUCAUGAACCUUCUGGCCACCCUUGUUGUCUUCGCCGCUGUCAUCUACCUCCAGGGUUUCCGUGUCGAGAUUCCUGUGAAGUCCUCCCGCCAGCGUGGUGCUCGUGGAUCUUACCCCGUGCGACUGUUCUACACAUCCAACAUGCCCAUCAUGCUGCAGUCGGCCCUGUCGUCCAACGUCUUCCUCAUCUCCCAGAUGCUGGCAACUCGUUUCGGCGAGAACCUCCUCGUCCGUCUGUUCGGCGUGUGGGAGGCUAAGGAGGGUUCUGGCCAACUGUCCCCUGUGUCCGGUCUCGUCUACUACAUGUCUCCGCCAUUGAACAUGAAGGAUGCCCUGAUCGACCCAAUCCACACCCUCGUCUACAUCGCCUACAUGCUCACUGCCUGUGCUAUUUUCUCCAAGACCUGGAUCGAGGUUUCUGGCUCGAGCCCCCGCGACGUCGCCAAGCAGCUGAAGGACCAGGGUCUGGUUAUGGCCGGUCACCGUGACCAGAGCAUGUACAAGGAGCUCAAGCGCAUCAUUCCCACUGCCGCUGCCUUUGGCGGCGCUUGCAUCGGAGCCCUCUCCGUUGCUAGCGAUUUGAUGGGCGCGCUUGGAUCCGGAACCGGAACCCUGCUUGCUGUCACCUACUUCGAAAUCGCAGCCAAGGAAGGCGACAUGUCUAGCAUGAAGGGCAUGAUCAUGGGCUAA
Diaporthe amygdali is the source of this 1419-nucleotide messenger RNA. Its product is annotated as transport protein sec61 alpha subunit. The record is from RefSeq and is a predicted model, not a curated record. Bases 1 to 1419 code for a protein of 472 amino acids. Gene Ontology annotation, molecular function: transmembrane protein transporter activity; signal sequence receptor activity; ribosome binding. Gene Ontology annotation, biological process: post-translational protein targeting to membrane, translocation; SRP-dependent cotranslational protein targeting to membrane, translocation. Lineage: Eukaryota; Fungi; Ascomycota; Sordariomycetes; Diaporthales; Diaporthaceae. Gene Ontology annotation, cellular component: membrane; Sec61 translocon complex. The transcript has 3 exons.